Pyricularia grisea is the source of this 2356-nucleotide messenger RNA. RefSeq lists its product as uncharacterized. NCBI's taxonomy places the organism in Eukaryota, Fungi, Ascomycota, Sordariomycetes, Magnaporthales, Pyriculariaceae. Bases 120 to 1082 code for a protein of 320 amino acids. The record is from RefSeq and is a predicted model, not a curated record. Gene Ontology annotation, molecular function: protein heterodimerization activity; transcription coregulator activity. The transcript has 2 exons. Gene Ontology annotation, biological process: transcription by RNA polymerase II. Gene Ontology annotation, cellular component: SAGA complex.
CUUGACUUCUAACCAGCACACUAUAAACAACCAAAACAAUCAUAUGGCUGCGCUCUAUCGUAGUGUAAACUGAGGCGACACCACCUAAUUAAUAUAGACACCCCUCCACUCAAUCAAUCAUGGCGGACAAAGAUGGAAAGCAGUACAAAUACCGCCAGGAGAUCCAGCAGAUGAUGUACGUCUCUGGAGAGACUGGCGAACCUUCAGUCGAAACCACGGGCAUGAUCGAGGAGAUUGUGCGCCAGCAGGUCAUAGAGAUCCUGCGCAACUGCACCGAGCUGGCCGCCCGUCGCGGCUCGCGUACCAUCACCAUCAACGACCUCAUCUUUCAAAUCCGCGAGGACGCCGCCAAGGUGUCUCGACUGAGGACCUUUUUGUCGUGGAAGGACGUGCGCAAGAACGUUAAGGACUCGGACGACAAGGGUGCCGACGCCGACAUCGGCGCUGGUGAAGACCCCGUGGGAGGCGUAGUUGCCGGCCCCGUCGACGACGCCGCCAAGAAGAACAAAAAGUCCAAGGUUGGCCUGCCCUGGGAGCCCUCGUCCUUCUACAGCCAAGAGGUUCCAGAACGCGACGACGAGGAGGACGAGGAGGAGGAGGAGAUGAACCACAUCACUCUCCAGCGUCUGCGCAAGGCCGACGAGCGCACCAAGGUCAUGACGCGCGAGGAGUACGUCACGUGGUCCGAGUACCGACAAGCAUCUUUCACCUACCGCAAGGGAAAGCGAUUCAGAGAGUGGGCUGGCUUCGGAAUAGUCACGGACGGACGCCCAUCAGACGACAUUGUCGACAUACUUGGUUUCUUGACCUUUGAGAUGGUCCAGAUGCUGACCGAAGAGGCCCUCAAGCUCAAGGAGCAGGAAGACUUGUGGAAGGAGCGCACGGGAGGCGGCGAAAAAACGAGCAAGCAGCCCAAGAUCGCUGCUCACGGUCUCUUCCUGCCGCCGAGCGAGGGCCGGACCCCGGUCGAAGCCCGUCAUGUUCAAGAGGCUUUUAGGCGCAUGCAAGCCCGCCCCAAGAAGUCGCGUGCCAUGCUUAACGGUACCAGGCUGGCACAACAUACGGCUCUCAAGCUGUUCUAAACUAUGUUUACAUUCUUCUUCCUGUGAGACAGGUCUACUACUAUCUUUGUUGUUAAACCUGCACGCGGCGUUUCUUGAAUUCUGGUAUUGUUGAGCAUAUUAACGUGCGGCAAGGUGGGAUAUCUGUAGCCAAUAUUCAAUUUGGUGCCUCUUGACCUAGCCAUCGGGGACUGUCAGCAUUGCAGUUGGAAAGACUUCAUAUUACAUAGGUAUCCAAGAUACCCGACAGUUCGGUCACUAUUAGCGCCUACAAAUUCUUGGAACAAACCUGAAGUUUAUUCUACGGUUGCUCUCAUCACCCAAUAUUAAUGCAUUCUUUUUACAUCCGACAUGAUCCAUGGUCUAUUCUAGAACUUGGUUUCCUCAGUAAAACUCCUGCAAUGCAACCAACAUAUCAUAACACAUAAUCUUUGGGAUCUAGCCCAAGUCUCUUGGAGUAUUCUUCAAGCCUCGUCGACACGCGCACACCAUUCCAAGUCUCUAUUCCCUGGCUGUCGACUCCCAACGAGGGCAUGCCGAUCUGCUCAAUGGCAAAACUGGCAGCCACGCUCGCCCAUACCGCAGCAUCCUCAACGGCCUUGCCGCGACCAAGCGCAACCGUGAGCCCGCCCAGGAACGUAUUACCCCCUCCCGUAGGGUCGACGAUCCUACCCGCUGCAGCAUCCUCGGGCUGGAAAAAGGCGGGCAGCCAACGGUCUACUCCUGGAUCGAUCUCGGACUCGGCACCUUCGCCGUCGUCUUCCGUCUCAUCAUCGUCACGCGCUAUCCGCCCGUCAUCAUCUCGCAUCAUGCUGGAAAACAAGGCCUCAAAGUCGACACCGGCCUGCAAAUCCCGCCCAUGGACUUUGACAACCUUUGCACCACCGCCAUCGUCACCACCGCUCCCCUUCUUGCUCCCACCCCGCCUCCGCCGCGUCCCACCGCCGCUGCCGCGCGUGACAAAACACCCACUCGGCCCGGCCCGGACCACCAUGGCGACGCGGGCCAUGGGCAUGCUCUCCAUCAGCUGGACGCAGGAGCGCUCGACGGCUUCUGUAUCGACCUGGCCGUCGGCAGUCAAUCCUGCACCGGGACCCGAGUCGCCCAUGAGGGAGGCGAGCUCGGCGUGGUUGGGGCUGCAGACGUCGACGAGCGGCAGCGUCUUUGUGACCUCGAUCAGCUCGUCGACGGUGCACAGGUCCGGGACGGGCUCCCAGACGACGAGGGCGCGGCGGUAGGCGUCACCCAUGGCGGCGCGACGGAGCCUCCGCAGCGACUCGACCACCUCGCGGCAC